AUGACGUAAAUCAUUAAUGAAUCAUUGGACGUCACUUUGACAUUAGGCUUGCUUGUGAUUUGCUCUAGCAAAAUAAUUUAAGGAAUUUACCUAGAAAAAACCUCGAAAUCCUUCCAGAAACCACUAUCAGGGCUGUAGUUUUAAGGCUACGCCCUUUUUGUACAACUACGUUGUUUAUUUUGCUAUCAACAUAGGCCUCUCGGAUACUGCGGUCAUGGAUAUGAUGGUGUCGACUUUGCAACAGCAACGCGCUGUUACAGAGCAGCUGCGGCGGGAGGCAGCGAUCAAACGCAUCCCGGUAUCGGUUGCUGUAUCGGAUAUUGUUCGAUUCAUAAGUGAACACGAACAAGAAGACUGUCUCUUGGUUGGCUUUUCAAGUCAGAAAGUCAACCCCUUCCGUGAAAAAAGUUCAUGCACCGUAUUGUAAAUUGUUGUGUCACUAAUUAA
This is a messenger RNA of Zerene cesonia (dogface butterfly), 447 nucleotides long. RefSeq names its product guanine nucleotide-binding protein subunit gamma-1 (gene Ggamma1). The transcript has 2 exons. NCBI's taxonomy places the organism in Eukaryota, Metazoa, Arthropoda, Insecta, Lepidoptera, Pieridae. Gene Ontology annotation, cellular component: heterotrimeric G-protein complex. The record is from RefSeq and is a predicted model, not a curated record. Gene Ontology annotation, molecular function: G-protein beta-subunit binding. Gene Ontology annotation, biological process: G protein-coupled receptor signaling pathway. The coding region runs from base 215 to 427 and encodes 70 amino acids.